CUCCGCUGAGGCGGAAGUAAGCGCUCUGGAACGCAGUGUGAGUGUGUGUGAUGAAGUUGGAGUUGUGAGUUUAUCCGCUGUCUUGUGUUGUUCAGUGUGUGUGUGUGUGUAUGUUUGAGAGAGCCGUGUCCGCGGGUCAGUAUGAGGCGGAGAGAGAAGAGGUUUCUGCAGGUUGUUGUGUUGAUCAUCGCCGCGCUGCUUUUCCUCCACAGCGGCGCUCUGAGGAACUCCACCACCGGAAACACCGAGCUCUCUCACACACAGGGAGUACUCAGGAAGCUGAAGCCUGAAGACAGAGUGGGCAGUCAGAGGAGGAAAGACUGGCACGACUAUGAGGCUAUAAAGAGAGAUGCAGCACGAACAGGAAACGGAGAGCAGGGUAAAGCGUUCCCUCUGACUGAUGCAGAACGAGUGGAUCAGGCUUACAGAGAGAAUGGCUUCAAUAUUUACGUCAGCGACAGAAUCUCACUCAACAGAUCACUGCCUGACAUCCGCCACCCAAACUGUAAACACAAGCUGUAUGCUGAGAAUCUCCCCAACACCAGCAUCAUUAUUCCGUUCCAUAACGAGGGCUGGAGUUCAUUACUGCGCACCGUGCACAGCAUUCUAAACCGCUCGCCACCUCACCUCAUCACCGAGAUCAUCCUCGUAGACGACUUCAGUGACCGAGAACACCUGAAGGCCCCGUUGGAGGAGUACAUGGCCCGGCUGCAGAAGGUGCGCGUCGUUCGCACUCAGAAGCGUGAGGGUCUGAUCAGGACCAGACUGCUGGGGGCAUCGCUCGCUACGGGACAGGUCAUCACCUUCCUUGACUCGCACUGUGAGGCUAACGUCAACUGGCUCCCCCCACUCCUGGAUCGUAUUGCACAGAACCGUAAGACGAUUGUGUGCCCGAUGAUUGACGUGAUCGAUCAUGAUAACUUCGGCUACGAGACCCAGGCAGGAGAUGCCAUGCGUGGAGCGUUCGACUGGGAGAUGUUCUACAAACGCAUCCCCAUCCCCCCCGAGCUGCAGAACCGCGACCUGAGCGAACCCUUCGAGUCUCCAGUGAUGGCCGGUGGAUUGUUUGCUGUAGACAGGAAGUGGUUUUGGGAAUUGGGAGGAUAUGAUAUGGGACUGGAGAUCUGGGGAGGAGAACAGUACGAGAUUUCCUUUAAGGUAUGGAUGUGUGGAGGUCGUAUGGAGGACAUUCCCUGCUCUCGGGUCGGCCAUAUAUACAGGAAAUACGUUCCUUACAAGAUGCCUGGAGGAGUGAGCCUAGCUAGGAACCUGAAGCGAGUGGCGGAGGUGUGGAUGGAUGAGUAUGCAGAGCAUAUUUAUCAGCGGCGGCCGGACUAUCGCCCGCUGUCUGUGGGAGACUUGAGUGCACAGAGGGAGCUCCGCCUCCGACUCGGCUGCAAGAGCUUCCAUUGGUUCAUGACUGAGGUGGCCUGGGACUUACAGCACCACUACCCUGCUGUGGAACCCCCUGCUGCUGCCUGGGGGGAGCUGCGUAACAUGGGCAGUGGGCUGUGUGUAGAGAGUAAACCAUCGGCGUCCGGUUCUCCUCUCAGGCUGGAGCCGUGUGUAAAAGGUCGAGGGGAUGCGCUGUGGAAUCACGCACAGGUGUUUACAUUUGGGUGGAGGGAGGACAUCAGGCUUGGAGAUCCUCUACACACGAAGAAAGUGUGUUUAGACGCCGUUUCACACAGCAGCCCUGUCACACUGUACGACUGUCACGGCAUGAAGGGCAACCAGCUGUGGAGAUACAGGAAGGACUACACUCUGUUCCACCCGGUCAGUAACAGCUGUAUGGACAGCGACUCAUCUGAUAAACGGAUUUUCAUGAACUUGUGUAAUGCGGCGUCUCUGAGUCAGCAGUGGAGAUUUGAGAACGUCAACAUCACUGUUCUAGAGCGGUUCAACAGGAACCUGCCUGCACUGUGAGAACCUCAGCUUCAGAACAUCUGCAGUUUUACCGGCUGCUUUUCUGCACAUGUGGAUUAGUUUCAGGUUCUGGGCAGCGCAGGGUUUUGGGAUGUGGAUUGGAGCUGAUGGAUUCUCUAAAGGAGAUUUUUGAUUUGAUUUUCUUUUCUUUUCGCUGCAUUAGAGGAACCGUGUGUGUGUGUGUGUGAAGUGUGUAAAUGAUGCACACUGAUUUAUUAUGAUCCAUAGAUCACAUGUUGGAACGUGACGCUGUUAAACCUGCGUACGACAAUAACAGAUCACGUGACAUCACAGUUUACGAUGUCAUCACAGUAUUUUAUUUAAAACUCAAUGUUAAAUCUUAAACGUGUUCCUCGGUCGGAGCGACCUUUCUGGCCACCGUCUUCUUCACACACUCCGCUCCAAAAUCAGAACAAUUCCCCAGGACUGCAGACAUGCUCACUACCUAGGCACCCUAAUUCUGAAUCCUGAAUGGAACACAGCACAAUAAGUGUGUUGUGGGUGGCGGGGGUAUUUGGCAUCACUAAUCAUUAUGAAAAUGUGUAUUUGCACUUUCCUGCAUAUUUCUGGGGGAUUUCUUUCUUUACUUCUGGUUGUUAUUAAAAGUCGCUGGGUUUUCUUCUGUUUAAUUCUGUCUGAUACAUAAAAUCUACAAUUCUAUUAUUAAUCAACAUUAAAUUUAAGAUUAUAUGGAUUCAAAUUAUUGUUUAAUUUAGUUUCUGGACCCAACGUUGGGUUUUGUCCCGAAAGCUUGAGUUCCAGUGUAAUUGAGAAGAAGAACACGAUGAUCUUGAUGAAUUUAUUGAAUGAACAGUUUGAUAAAAUUCUAUUUUGUAUAUUUCUAUUUUCUUGUUGUUGUUUUUUUACCUUUACAAAAAUGUGAGAUGAUUUUUAAAUACAACAACAACGUGGAGAGAAAAGCUGAAAUUUGUAUGUGUAGCGAAUCCCAGAAGAAAUUAUAUAUUUUUCUACAUAAAAUUAAAUCUAUUUCAGUACUGAAUAUGAAAAUGGAAUUACAACAUUUUAAUGAAAAAUAUUAAAUAAAUGGUUUUGUAUCUGUCUAUCAGGGUCAGGUAUAAAAUCUGAUAUCUAAAUUGUGUGUGCUGUUUUG
Ictalurus furcatus (blue catfish) is the source of this 3037-nucleotide messenger RNA. It is a transcript of the gene galnt10, whose product is annotated as UDP-N-acetyl-alpha-D-galactosamine:polypeptide N-acetylgalactosaminyltransferase 10 (GalNAc-T10). Gene Ontology annotation, cellular component: Golgi apparatus. The transcript has 12 exons. The record is from RefSeq and is a predicted model, not a curated record. Lineage: Eukaryota; Metazoa; Chordata; Actinopteri; Siluriformes; Ictaluridae. Bases 142 to 1926 code for a protein of 594 amino acids.